This is a messenger RNA of Eimeria mitis, 1062 nucleotides long. RefSeq lists its product as uncharacterized. The record is from RefSeq and is a predicted model, not a curated record. The transcript has 9 exons. NCBI's taxonomy places the organism in Eukaryota, Apicomplexa, Conoidasida, Eucoccidiorida, Eimeriidae. Bases 1 to 1062 code for a protein of 353 amino acids.
AUGCAUGCAGGGGGGGGGAUCUCUCCCCCCCCCGCUAGUCUACCGGCCAUGACCACUGGUCAGACCACUGGUCACCACUCCGCUGCACCAGCUACCUGGGGGCAGCUGCAGCAACACAGCUCAGCACAAUACCCCACACGAGCCCAGCAGGUCCAGCCAGUGCUGCUGCCUCCUAUGGGGGCGUCUCCAUAUGCUAUGGAUGCAGCAGGCAACAGGAUAGUGCUUGGUCAGCCGCAGCAGCUGCAGCAGCAGCAACUGCAGCAGCAGCAGUUGGUGCUGCAGCAGCAGCAGCAGCUGCCAGCCAGAGGAGCUUCAGCACGCUUCAACUCCUUCAAAAGCUCAGCAGCAAAAAGAAUAGAUUUUCAUCUCAAGCGGGGGAUGGGGUCGUUCGUGUUGCUGUGGACCUCUUCUGCUGUUCUUCUCUUUCUCUUCUUACAAGAGUUGGUGUUUAACUUCACUUCGUUCAAUGGCCGCUGCAUCGGCCCCGUAUUAUACCCUCCUUGGACAGAGCCUGAAGCGACCCGCGAGCCGAGGUUGGUGUCUUUCGGUUACGGCGCAUGCGAGUGGAAUUUGGGGCUGCGUGACGGCAUCUCUGCAGCAGAAGCAGCAGCACUAGGAGCACCAGAAGCAGCAGCAGCAGCAGCAGCAGCAGGAGCAGCAGGAGGAGCAGCAGGAGGAGCAGCAGCAGCAGCAGCAGCAGCGAGAACCACUCGUAUACUCUCUACCCUGGGGGCCCUAGACACUAACCUCAUUCGUAACUAUGGUGUGGGGUUUCUGGAGAUGUCUGUUGACGUGGUUUAUCAGCGCCAUGUCAGGGAACCUCCUCAGCGCUGUCUUCGACCCCUGCACCACCACUGUCGGCUCCUCGGGGGCUCUAUACGGCCUUUUGGGGGGUUUAGUACCUUUUGCAAUAGGCCUGGGCUGUCUACCGACCCAGCUGCAAGCGUGGCGGCGAGAGAACUGGGACUUUCUGCAUUAUCCUUGGUGUGUGCUGGGCAUCGUCAUUAUUGUUAUUGUGACGGCACAGCUCAACAGCAUGGGGGGUUUCUCUACAGUAGAUAA